Messenger RNA from Caenorhabditis angaria, 1572 nucleotides. The record is from the annotation of a GenBank genome assembly. NCBI's taxonomy places the organism in Eukaryota, Metazoa, Nematoda, Chromadorea, Rhabditida, Rhabditidae.
AUGUCAAUUCCAUCAACCUCGAUGUUUUUCCAAAGCCAACCACCAUCUUGGAAUGAUGUUCAAGAAACAGAAGUUAGUCCAAGAACCUCUCAAGAACACAUCAAUGAUGCGUUCUCCGGAAUGACUAUGUUCGAUCCAACCGAACAACCCCAAGCACUUCAGCAACAAAUGCAUUUCCAAUCAAUGCAGCCAGUGUUGUAUACCGCUGAACAAUUGCAAUACAUCGCAGUUUGUCAAUAUCGUCAGAAGUUGUAUCUCGAAUUUGUUCGACAACAACAAUGGCAGUUGAUGUUGCAAAAUCAACAAUUCGCUGAAACCUUAUCAAUGGGUUCUCCAACUUCUUCACUAACUUCUUCGAACUCAUCCUCUUAUGAGAAUUUAUCAAAUGCUUCUUCAACAUCACCAGUUGAGCACAAUGGAACAAUUUAUUAUUCAAAUCCAAGUGAGUUUUAUUUUUUUUUUUAAUUUUACAGUAAUUUCAAAUUAAAAAUGAUUUUUCUAAAUCAUUUUUCUUUCAGAUGAUGUAACAGAGAUGACAUAUCGUGAUGUGUAUACUUACUUAUGGCGAAAGUAUAAAACAUCCAGCGAAAAAUUGAUCAAAUGGGGAUAUCCCUAUUUCGAAGAUGGCAAAACAUCAGUAACAAUUCAAUCGACUGAAUUCGAUGCUGACAAAAACAUUUGGGUAGCAGUUUCUGAAAAAUUACGGAACUGCUGUAGAUGUAAAAUCGUCUUCAAGUAUCUGAAAAAUGGAAGAAAAUCUCAAGGAGUUUGCAUUUAUCAUCCAAGAUCAGCCAAACUUGAUAGAGGUGAGUAUAUUAUUUAAAAAAUUCCAAACUUAUUUGAAAAUAAUGUUAUUUUUCUUUCUAGAAAUUGGCGCUCGAAUUCAUGAAUGCUGCAAUGAAUUUGAAGGAAAAUCAAAAGGUUGCACAAAGAGCCCAGUUCACGUUUACGAUCAAAUGCAAAAUACUGAACUCGAGACAUUCGUACAAACUCCAAUAUCCGACGGAUUGGAAGAUGUGAGAAAUUACAAUAUUUUUGGAAUGGAUUGCGAAAUGGUCUACACAAAACUUGGACCAGCAAUUGCUCGAGUCUCAAUUUGCAAUUUAUCUGGAGAUGUUGUCAUGGACACAUUGGUCAAACCACCAGGUGAAAUCUUGGAUGCUAAUACAUUAUACAGUGGUCUCACAAAAGAGCAAAUUGAGAAAGAAGCAAAAAUCUCACUUGAAGAGGUAAGUUAAUUUAAAUUUAAAAUAAAUAUUUGUUUCUUUUACUUAAAUUCUUAUUUUUCAGUGCCACCAAGAAAUGUUCAAAUACAUCAACGAGAAAACAAUUCUGAUCGGUCAUUCUUUGGAAUCCGAUUUGAAAGCCCUUCGCCUUUCUCAUUUGACAAUUAUCGACACAGCAAUCGCCUGCCAAAGUGGUAAAUUCAAACCAUCACUCCGGACUUUGGCUCAAAAAUAUCUUCAAAAAUCUAUUCAAGUGGAUAAUCCACUGAAUAUUGGACAUGACUCAAUCGAAGAUGCUAGAACUUGUGUUCAAAUCAUCAACAAAAUGAGCGGACUUACUAACUAA